UUUUGACAAGUUUUGUUAUAUUUACUUACAGGACAAUCAAUUAUAUAUAAUAAUGACGUCAUCAUCGGUACAUUUAUUUUCCGUCCUUCACUUUUGUCCGCCAUUUUUGUCCUCGCCCAUGUGCCAUUACAUCUUAUUACGCCGCCAUUUUCAUCCUCAACCAAUUUUUUUUUUCUUUUAUUCCAGCCAUCAUGUACUUGUACAAUUUGACCCUGCAAAAGGCUUCGGCCAUCACCCACGCCGUGCACGGUAACUUUUCCGGCCAGAAAACCCAAGAAAUCGUCAUCGCUCGCGGCAAAAGCAUCGAACUUUUACGUCCCGACCAAAACACCGGAAAAAUCCACACACUUUUGGCAAUCGAAAUUUUCGGAGUGGUACGAUCUAUGAUGGCGUUUAGAUUGACUGGCAGUACCAAGGAUUAUGUUGUACUAGGCUCGGACAGUGGCAGGAUUGUUAUUUUGGAAUAUUUGCCGCAAAAGAAUGUUUUUGAAAAGGUGCAUCAAGAAACGUUUGGCAAAAGUGGUUGUAGGAGGAUUGUGCCAGGGCAGUAUUUGGCUACUGAUCCUAGAGGCAGGGCCGUAAUGGUUGGAGCGGUUGAAAAGCAAAAACUUGCUUAUAUUUUGAAUAGGGAUGAGCAGGCACGCUUAACAAUUUCUUCCCCUUUAGAAGCACAUAAGAGUAAUACUUUAGUAUAUCACAUGGUUGGAGUAGAUGUUGGCUAUGAUAAUCCUUGCUUUGCCUGUUUGGAGAUUGACUAUGAGGAAAGCGAUCUUGAUCCUAGUGGGGAGGCGGCUCAAAAGACUCAGCAAACUUUGACGUUUUACGAAUUGGAUUUAGGUGUCAACCAUGUUGUCAGAAAGUAUUCUGAGCCACUAGAAGAGCAUGCAAAUUUUUUGAUUAGUGUGCCAGGAGGUGAUGACGGGCCAAGUGGGGUGUUAAUUUGCUCAGAAAACUACUUGACAUAUAAAAACUCGGGCGAUCAACAUGACAUUAGAUGUCCAAUUCCUAGAAGGAGGAAUGACUUAGAUGACCCUGAAAGAGGGAUGAUUUUUGUUUGUUCGGCAACUCACAAAACUAAGUCGAUGUUUUUUUUUUUGGCUCAGACUGAACAAGGUGAUAUUUUCAAAAUCACCCUUGAAACUGAUGGGGGGAUGGUGACUGAAAUUAAGCUGAAAUAUUUCGAUACAGUUGCGGUUGCAAUUGCAAUGUCAGUACUGAAAACUGGUUUUUUGUUUGUGGCUUCCGAGUUUGGGAAUCAUUAUUUGUAUCAGAUUGCUCAUUUAGGUGAUGAUGAUGAUGAGUUGGAGUUUAGCAGUGCAAUGCCUCUAGAGGAGGGAGACACGUUUUUCUUUGCCCCAAGGGCUUUGAGGAAUUUAGUAAUGGUGGAUGAAGUUGAAAGCCUUUCUCCAAUAUUAUCGGCUAAAGUGGCUGAUUUGGCUAAUGAAGAUACGCCACAAUUGUAUAUGUUGUGUGGCCGAGGUCCCAGAUCAAGCCUUAGAGUUUUGAGGCACGGAUUAGAAGUGUCAGAAAUGGCUGUGUCAGGUCUUCCUUCUAAUCCUAUUGCCGUUUGGACUGUCAAACGUAAAAACGAAGACGAAUUUGAUGCCUUUAUUAUUGUCUCCUUUGUAAACGCUACUUUAGUACUGUCAAUUGGAGAAACUGUUGAAGAAGUACACGAUAGUGGAUUUCAAGGGAUUACGCCUACUUUGGCAUGUUGCGCGUUGGCAGAUGAUGCCUUAGUGCAAGUUUACCCAGACGGUAUUAGGCACAUUUGCGCUGACAAAAGAGUAAACGAAUGGAAAGCUGGCAAAAAGGCGAUAAUCAAGUGUGCAGUCAAUCAACGUCAAGUUGUAAUUGCCUUGGCAGGAGGUGAACUUGUCUAUUUUGAAAUGGACCCUAAAGGUACCUUGCACGAAUACAAAGAACGCAAACGAAUGCCUUGUGAAGUUUUAUGUAUGGCAUUGGCAACAGUGCCUAAUAACGAGCUAAGAGCAUGGUUUCUUGCCGUUGGUUUAUCAGAUGGUACAGUGAGGAUUUUUAGUUUGGACCCUGCAGAUUGCUUAGCACCCCGUGCUUUACAGCCGUUGCCAAAUUGUGCCGAAAGUCUUUGCGUCGCAGACAUGGGCGGUACCAAAGAUAGUACUUUAUAUUUGUACAUUGGCUUGCAAAAUGGGGCCUUAUUGCGCACAGUCCUUGACCCUCUUACAGGCGAACUGUCAGAUACGCGUACAAGAUAUUUAGGUUCUAGACCGGUAAAAUUGUUUAAAAUUAAAAUGCAACAAAGCGAAGCAGUUUUGGCAAUGAGUAGUAGGUCUUGGUUGAGCUACUAUUAUCAGUCAAGGUUUUACUUAACCCCCCUAUCAUACGAAAGUUUGGAAUAUGCUUCAGGCUUUAGCUCGGAACAAUGUCCCGAAGGCAUUGUUGCCAUAAGUACAAACAAAUUAAGAAUCCUAGCCCUGGAAAAACUCGGGGCAGUUUUCAACCAAGUCUCCUUCCCACUAGAAUACACCCCAAGAAAAUUCAAUAUUCAUCCCGAAACAAAAAACCUAAUAAUCCUAGAAACCGAGCAUAACGCCUAUACAGAAUCCACAAAAAUCCAACGCAAAUUGCAAAUGGCCGAAGAAAUGAAGGAAGCUGCAAACGAAGAUGAUUCAGAAUUGGCCCGCGAGAUGGCAGAAGCAUUUUUAAGUGAAGACUUACCUGAACAAACUUUCUCUUCACCUAAAGCAGGCCAUGGAAUGUGGGCCUCCCAAUUAAAACUCAUGGACCCUUUAACAGGAACAAUCUACAAAAAACUAGCCUUUACCCAAAACGAAGCGGCAAUGAGUUUGACUUUGUGCAAAUUCCACGGACAACCAGAACAUCAAUGGUUCCUGGUCAUAGGAAUCUCCAAAGACUUCCAACUCAACCCAAGAUUAUGCCACAAAGGUUUUUUGGACACAUACAAACUCGAUCCAAUGUGUCGCGAUUUAGCCCUAGUCCAUCGCACACCUGUUGACGAAGUCCCUACAGCCUUAUGCGCAUACAACGGCCGCCUUUUAGUAGGCGUAGGCCGUAUGUUGCGCCUAUACGAUUUAGGAAAAAAGAAGCUUCUGCGCAAAUGCGAAAACAAACACAUCCCUAACGGAAUUGUCAGUAUUCAAGCCAUUGGUAAAAGAAUCUAUUGCGCAGACAUCCAAGAAUCAGUCUUCAUGGUCAGAUACAAACGAGCCGAAAACCAACUAAUAAUAUUCGCAGAUGACACGCAUCCAAAAUGGAUUUCAGCCACUUGUAUUCUUGACUAUGACUCAAUUGCAACAGCGGACAAGUUUGGCAACGUCUCAAUUUUGCGCCUCCCGUCAAACGUCACCGAUGACGUCGAAGAAGACCCAACAGGCAACAAGGCCUUAUGGGACAGAGGCCUCUUAAACGGUGCAUCCCAAAAGGCAGGCACUGUUGCCACAUUCCACAUCGGCGAAACUGUUACAAUGUUGCAAAAAACCACCCUAAUACCUGGCGGCAGUGAGUCUCUAAUCUAUGCCACCUUAAGCGGUACUAUUGGAGUUUUGGUUCCAUUUACGUCUCACGAUGAUCAUGACUUUUUUCAACAUUUAGAAAUGCACAUGCGCAGCGAAAAUGCGCCGCUAGGCGGCCGCGAUCACUUGUCCUACAGGAGUUAUUAUUUCCCGGUCAAAAACGUCAUCGAUGGUGAUUUGUGUGAGCAGUACAACGCGUUGGAGCCGCAAAAGCAGCGCAGCAUCGCGCAGGAUUUGGACAAAACCGCCGCGGAGGUGUCCAAAAAGUUGGAAGAUGUCAGGACGCGGUACGCGUUUUAAGGUUAGGAUUAGGGACUAUUUUUAGGUUAGGAUUAGGGAUUUUUUUUUGUCUGAAUUUAAUAAUUAAAUAAACAAAUUGCCAUUGUUUUUUUUUUAAUUCCCAUAUAUCAAGUUUAUGUUGUAAAUGAAUACAAAGAUUACAGGUUUCUGUAAUGGCAGUAAUAUUUUUCAAAUAGUCUUGACUUUGAUUUGAUAGAUGGCGCUCAAGAGGUUGGCCACAAAAUGGCGGCGCUUUCAUAUUAAUAUAUAGGAUUUUAAAGAAACAAUCAAAAAGAAGACGGCAAUUGUCGCCAUUAUGGUAAUAGUCACUGUAUGUUUAAUUUCGGCCACUCCUUGAUAGAUGGCGCUAGUAAAAAUCAAUUGAUUUUUUUUGUUACAGGAAUCUGCAAUUUCUUGAAAAUUUUAUACAAAUGUAAAUGCUAAUUAGUUGAUUCCAAUGUAAUCAUAUUUAACAAUAAAUAAACAUUAUUUGUUUAUAAAUACAUUUAAUUAUUAUUACAGGAAUCUGUAAUUUACACUUUU
Molecule: messenger RNA, 4337 nt
Organism: Ceutorhynchus assimilis (cabbage seed weevil)
Lineage: Eukaryota; Metazoa; Arthropoda; Insecta; Coleoptera; Curculionidae
Source: the annotation of a GenBank genome assembly